UUUGUAGGAGUCAGAUCAGUGUUUUCCCCCUUUUGCAAAUGCGGAAGUGAGUUAGAUAACUUCAUCGUGUUGUCCAAAGCCACAGUGGGGCAGUGUCAGUGACAGAUUUACAACUGUGGAGUUCGGAACUCCUGGUCCUGUGCUCUCAUGAGAGCUCUUGCCUGUCCUCCCCGUGUUCAGCUCAGAUGUUACGCCGAAUAAUUCCUCUUUUCAAACAAACAACAAAGUUCCUACUAAUGCAGAGUCUGGACGCUGGGAAGAGAUGUCAGCCUCAUCAUGAGGAUGAAGAUUAUUAUGGAAGACAGACACCAUGUGGCUGAAAUGUCUAACAGUGAGCACAACCAAGAGUUCCAGAUGGUGGAGCAAAUGGAAGAGACGGGCGAAAGAAAAGCUGGCAAUGGAGAAGCUCCAGAGUCCAACCCAAGUGGAGGCAAGGGGUCCCCCUCUGUGACUUCUGAGUCUACUCCCUUCCCAAAUUCUUACGUCAACCAGUAUGCCAUGAGGAAAUUCUUUGUUACAAGGCCAGGAGCAUUUGACCAAGCCAUAGAAGAUCUAAAAAUCCACGUGGUCAAGAAUGCGGGGGAAACAGCUCAGAGCUUCUGGCUUUUGACUGAGAUAGAUCACUGGAACAACGAGAAGGAGCGUGUCGUGGUGAUCACAGACACCACCCUCCUGGUCUGCAAAUAUGACUUCAUAAUGCUCAGCUGCGUCCAGGUGCAGCGGAUCUCCCUGAGCUACAUCGACCGUAUCUGCCUUGGCCAGUUCACCUUUCCUGAGAGGUCUCUGGACAAGAGGGAGGGAGAAGGCCUGAGGAUCUACUGGGAUAAUCUGAAAGAGCCAUCUGCCCUGUCCCGUUGGAACCCAUGGGCCACAGAUAUCCCUUAUGCAACUUUCACAGAACAUCCAGUGAAGAAUAGCACUGAAAGGUUCAGUGCCAUCUGCCAGAUGUCCGAGUUCACUGCUCAGUUGGUCCGGGCCAUUCAGACCGCCCAGAGCAAGAACCCGGCGCCAGGCAAAACCAGCGGAGUUGUGGUCCUGAAUCAACCCCUCCUGAUCGACACCUACACGGGUUUUAUGUCUUUCAUCGGGAACCGAAACAAACUUGGUUAUUCCCUUGCCCGUGGGAGUGUUGGCUUUUGAAGCUCUCCAUGGUGGGGAGUGCUUUUUAUUUGUUAAUGUCACUGUCCUUUAAAUUCUCCAUAUAGCCCCAUUUCUUUUAGAGGUUAAAAAGAUGGAAAGGUUAAGUGAUGCAUAGGUAUUGUGCUGGCCCUCUGCCCAGAGGCAAAUUUCCCUCCCUUUGCAAAGUUUUUCCUGGGCCUUUCAGCCCUUACUGUGUAUGAAUAUGGAUGCAUUAUAAACUCUUUACGGUGUGUGCAAUAGAAGUGAAUCAAAACCAGGACUCCACACCUGAACCCUGCCAAACUUUGGGAGAAGUUCAUAUCUGAAGUUGAAUCUUUGCAGCUGUUGCCCAUCUCUUGUGUAAAAACUCCACCCCAAACUAAGCUGUCGAGCCCAGCCUGCCCAUUGCUAAUGUCAAUGCAGUGGCUGCACUGCUUAAAACUAGGGCUGUGUCUGCGCUGGCUCUUUCAGUGAUAAUGCUUUAGUCAUUCAGGGGUGUGAAAAAACACCCCCCUGAGCGACAAAAGUUUUAGCACUGAAAAGCACCAGUAUAGACAGGGCUUUAUCGCCGGGAGCGUGACUGCACUGUCCCCAUCACAGAGCUGCUGCAGCCGCGCUGCAUUGUGAGCCGUGUAGACAUACCUUAAGUGUCCCUGGAAAUCUGCAGUGCAGGACCUACAGCUACCCAUUGCCUCUUCAAUGACCAUGUGGCUCUGAAGUCUGUUUCCCAUCUCGGGGUUCUAGGGACUUUGCAGCACAGUAAGUAGGUGCUUGCUUCAAACGUCAGGACUAACAUUCACACUACAGAGAAAUAGUUUGUUAACUGAUCUCUGGAGAUGGCCCGGAAUUGAUACGAGCCUUUAGCUAUCUGCACUCUCUCACGUGCUGGAUAUAUUAUUUUGUGCUUGCAUCUAUAUCUGCCAAUCCGUGCCCGGAAAUGACAUCCUACAUUAUCCUCAGUGCUGCCCCUUAAGAUCUCUCUUGUUUUUUUAAAGAGCCGCCGUGUUUGAAAUUCUGUUUGGAUCACUUGGAGAAUCUCUGGAGUAACCCAGUGACACAUCUGGAAAGGAAUUUUCUCUGUUUCUCUGGUCACAUGACACCUGGUCCAAAGCCCUUCAGAGUCAUUGGAAAGACUCUCAUUGCUCUGAACUUUUUUCAGAUCAGACCCAUGGCAAAAGACAACAGUGAAAUAAAUAUAUUGAAACAAAUCUUAAAGGAUAAAAAAAAUGUUUACUCAUAAACUUUUCAUAUUCUGCAUAAGAUGUUAGAAUGGGGGAAAAUCCAACAAAACCAGACACAUUAUUUUUUGGACUCUUCAAAAUAUUUUGGCUAAAUAGAUAAGUGGCUAGUAAAAUUGGGUCUCAGAGUUUGUUUGUUUUUAAGGAUCAGAAUCACAGUAUAUUGUCAUUUGAGAUUUUAAUAAAAUAAUCUCCUCAGUGGUUGUGUUUCUUUUAGGUUCCAGGUGGCAGAUAAGUGAGUGGACAAUGUUAUUUUUCUUUUUGGGGGUAGGGUUGUCUCCAAGGCUCUCCCAUUUUCCUCACCUACAGGCCCUGCAACAUACUGCUUUUCUUCUCUAUGCCCUGGCUCUGUACUACAGUGAAACCUUCCCGAGCCAAACAGUUCUGUCAUCUAGAGAGGGCCAUUAGAGACUUAUGGGAUGUUCUCCAUCUUAUUCAGUAUCUGAUGUCUCUGCAGCAUCAGAGAGUUCAAGGCCAGAAAGAACCAUCAAGGUGCUGGGGUGGUGAAGAAAGAGAUAAGAACAGGAUAUAAAAUCUGAUUUCCUAUAGUCUUCACUGAUGGUCUACACCAUGGGCAUGUCCUCAGUGGUUGCAUUUAAUAACUUGCGUUGAUUAAUAUCACCCAUCCUUUAAGGACUGUUCAUCAAAAGCCCAUGGAAUAUCUAAUGCAAACCACAAAUGUACCAUAUAAGUUGUAGCAUCCUGUUUGCUUGGCACACCACCAAAACCAGAAAGUGGGCGAGACCGUUGGUCACACCAGAAGGGUUGUUAGCACACAGGACUCUACAGAUUCUUGAAUCCUUGAAUUCUGUGUUACCCUUAAUGGAUCCAUCUCAACCCAAAAUAUAACAAAAAUGUUUUCAAAUCUAACCACCUUCUCUGACUCCAGACUGGGCAGCAGUUGAAGUUCCAAGCUAGGAAUGAAGCAAAUGUGUUUUAUUUUUCUUCUCUGCAUCCGUUACAGAUUCCCCUCACCCUUUAAUUUGUUAUGUCAGUUAGCAUUGCCCUCCUCAAGGCAAGAACUUUUUAUUCAGCCUGCAAGAGGAAAUGUUGCAAUGUUGGAAGAGGUGGGAUGAGAAAUCUUUGGCAAUUGUUCUUAGGAAGGCAUCACUGGCAACUUAGCACAAUAAUUUUGCACAAGAAAAAAAAAAUCCUUGCCUAGGAAACUGGGAUCUUGCUGAGAAGGUGUUAGGAAAAUAAAUAUCUGCUUUUAGUUCAUGCUGUUCCCUAUUGGGAUUUAACAUUCUGCUUGUGUAGCUCUUUCAUACCAAGCUAACUUUCAAAGUAACCCCCUGCCAUUCCAUUGCCAAUGUGCUUUUAAAGACACAAGCCGAGCUUUAUUUGCUAAACUCCACCUUGUCAAGAAUAUUUUGAACUUGUUUUUGUUUCUGAUUCAGACAGAGUUACUGGGUUUCAGAGCCUCCAAAAUGUAGGUCGCUUGCUUGAAUCCUCCCCAGGAACAAAGGUUAUUAACACUGGGUUUCUUGAGGACCUGUGUGAGGCAGGGCCUACGGUUACCUGAGACAGGUGUUCACUUAACAAAAGUAUACGCACCAUAAUUGUGACUGACUUUCACUCAUUUGCAGCCUAAAGACUUAACAGUGCUUGGAGACUGAAGUC
Chelonia mydas (Green sea turtle) is the source of this 3977-nucleotide messenger RNA. It is a transcript of the gene TPRG1, whose product is annotated as tumor protein p63 regulated 1. The coding region runs from base 277 to 1140 and encodes 287 amino acids. Gene Ontology annotation, cellular component: cytoplasm. The transcript has 6 exons. The record is from RefSeq and is a predicted model, not a curated record. NCBI's taxonomy places the organism in Eukaryota, Metazoa, Chordata, Testudines, Cheloniidae.